Branchiostoma belcheri (Belcher's lancelet) is the source of this 3407-nucleotide messenger RNA. Its product is annotated as E3 ubiquitin-protein ligase RNF103-like. The transcript has 6 exons. The coding region runs from base 78 to 2300 and encodes 740 amino acids. Gene Ontology annotation, biological process: protein ubiquitination. Lineage: Eukaryota; Metazoa; Chordata; Leptocardii; Amphioxiformes; Branchiostomatidae. The record is from RefSeq and is a predicted model, not a curated record. Gene Ontology annotation, molecular function: ubiquitin-protein transferase activity. Gene Ontology annotation, cellular component: endoplasmic reticulum.
UCUUAGCUAUUUCGUCAACAGCUGAGUUGGCUGGUGGGAGGUUUGUAGGUGUGAUCAGAGGUGGUACAGCUGCAGCCAUGCUGGUGCGGCUGCUGCUGCUGCUGGUGUACCUGUGUCUGCUGCUGGUGGCCGUCAGGCUGCUGGAGGCAGUCACCUGGUUCGAGGCCGGUUUCCUGGCUGGACAGGUGCUGGAUCCACUGUCCAUCAGUGUGCGGAGAUUGAAGAUGAUCCUGGAUUCCCGAGGCGUCAGUUAUAAAGGCGUGUUGGAGAAGAGAGAACUGACAGACCUGGUGGAGAACUCAGGUGAGCCAAAAGAAGGUGAAGUUUUGCUGGCUGCUGAAGAGGAAGACACAGAGCCAACCAGCACCAACUUCACAGGGGGAGCCCACUUCUAUGAGGAGGUUGAGGACACCAAGGACAGCGUCUGGCUUGUACAGGUCAUACCUGAAGACCACAUUCCCUUAUUAGGACCCCGACAGUGGAAAAGUCUGGUCAGGAAAGUCUCACGGUUUGGGAUAAGAACAGGAACCUUCAAAUGCCAGCUGGACAGAAAACUGUGUUGGAGAAAAGGCUGGGAUCGACCCAGCCUGGCCCUUGCCCUCCCUCGCGGUCACCAGGCCAAAGGUCACAUCUCUGUGCGAGUCUUCAACACCCCCAGCAAAGAGCAGACCAUUCUAGACUGGAUCAACCAACAUCUGUCCUCCCGGACCCACUCUGUCCUGUCACCACACCAGCUACAGACAGACUGGCUGAUGAAGAACCAGACGCAUCCGGUUCAGGUUGUCUUCUUCUCCCGGCUCAAGCAACCGCCCAUGUUCUACUCCGCCCUGAGUGUCAAGUUCACUGGCAGGGUCAAGUUUGGCUACAUGAGGCUGAACGAAAGCCGCAACAGCCUGGACAUAUCAGGGAUAGAAAAGAUCCCCGGCAUCCUGGUCAUCACUCCGGAGAGGAGGUACUGGUACGGGACAGGGAAGGGAGAGCUGCUGAACCUGCAGUCUAUGCAGACGUACUUAAGGACUAUGCAACCGGAGGUGAAUGACGUGUUCCUGCUGUGCCUGGUGCUGGUGAACCUGAUGGCGGUACUGGAAGUGUUCCUGUGUGGAGGACAGGUGGGGAGGGGGGUGCUGAGGCUGCUGUGGGCGGUGGGGAAGUACAACUGCGUGCUGCUGAUGGUGUGUCUGCCCGUGGUGGGGCUGUUCCAGCUGCCCUGUAUGCAGGGCGUGGUCCAGGCCGGGCUCACGGCUCUCCGCAACAUCAGCAGCUCGGCCCUCGUGGCCCAGGCGCGGCAAGACUGGCUACUCUACUCCUCGCACAAACCAUUCCUCGUGGGAACCUUCCUCUUAUACAGCAUGGCUGCCGGCAUCGUGGCGUCAAGAUGGAAGUCCGAGGAGGAAAUGACUACGGAGACGACGCCCACGGAACAGGCAGGGACCAAUGGAUGGUGGAGCUCGUUUAUGAACUACUUGUUUCAACCAAUCAGCACCUUCAACCACACCCGCCCGCCCAACCUGAUCGGACUGGAGGACGGGCUGGACUACCUGAUUGAACGGCUGGCUGUUCCAGACUUGUGGCUGCACCCCGUCAUUCCCACCGACUACGUACGAAAUCUGCCCGUCUGGCUUUACAAGGGAAAAACGCCCCUCGUGACAAAAGUUUGCUCCAAAUGUUGCGGCUGGGGGUCGUCUGCAGAUCAAGCCGCUAUGGUGAUGAAGCUGCCAACAACCGCUGGUCACUCCGAUUCCUCCAACCGUGUCAUGAAUUUGCCCCCCUCCCCCGGCCGCCCAGGUCAUAGAUCCCCUUCUUCGACGCGUCAAUCAUCGCAACCUCACAAAUGUAACAAGACCCCCUCUGCAUGUGACACCCCCUUAGAUCAUACGGACAACCUUGGUUCUGAUUUGGCAAAAUGCACCUGUGGGGAAAGGUCAAAAGCUGCACCCACCGGUCAAGGUCAUGUGUAUAGCAAUCAUAACAUGAACGUUCCAUCCAAACAUGCCAACAACCCUUCCAGCCACGACACACCACCUGUUCUGCCCGCCAACCUGGACAAACCUUGUACCUGUGGAAACCCCCAACAGACCCCCUCUGCCUCAGGUUUCCCCCUGGGGAUCCUCCACUGCGAGGACUGUGCCAUCUGCCUAGAGGAGUAUGAAGUGGGCUGUUCCCUUCUCGGCCUGCCCUGCGGACACAGCUUCCACGAGAGGUGCAUCAUGAUGUGGCUGUCAGCAGGGAACCACUGCUGUCCUGUGUGCCGCUGGCCAGCCUUCAAAUUUAAACCUGCACUCCAUCUUCACUCAGAAUAACCUCAGAUUAGCCUUUCAGUGUGAACCUUAGCUUUGUCUCCACUCAGAAUAACCUCAAAUUAACCUUUCAAUGUGAACCUUAGCUUUAUCUCCAUUCUGAAUAAACCUGUGUCAGUCUUAGCUUCAUCCCCACUCAAAAUUAACCCACGUGCACCCUCAAGUGCAUUCUGUAAUCACUAAGACUAAACCUGUAUCAGACUUUCAGUGUGAAGGGCUUAGCUCCAUCUCAAAUCCAUGUCAGCUACAAAAUAAAGCUGUGCUCCUACACUAUUUGUACUAAUGUAAGCCUUCGAAUGUAACCACUGCAUUUCAGUUUCAUUCAGUUUGGCAAAAUAUCUAUUUCUGUCAUUAGCAGCCCCUAAUUUUUCAAUGCUUCAGUCUUAAAUAAUGCUUUGUAAGCCUUCAAAUGUAGAUCUGCACUCCAAUGUCAGUCGGUAUUGCUGCAAAUUAUGCAUAACUGAUGUUGUUAGCAGCUUAAAUGUUUCAAGGUCUGAGUCUGUUGAAUCAUGGCUAUUAUAAUGGUCUUGAUGUGAUUCAAGUCAAUUUGGGGGUAACAUCAUACAUGUAUGUAACGUUACAUGUACAAUGGAGGUGUCCAAUUCAUAUUCAAUUUACAUAUCACUUCUGCCACAUGAUUACAAACUGAUAACUAGUACUAUUGAGACUUUCUGGGAAUACACAGGUUUGAGACAGGCACUAAUAGCUGGUAUUUAAUAUAAUUUAUCUUAUAUUAUCCUCUCCAAAAUUUUCUUUAAAUUAUGAAAUGUUCAGUUGGAGCUUAAAACUCGUGCCACAGAAAGUAUUCAGAUUUUAUUGUGUCAGAAUAGUUACAAAGUCAGAUUAAAGCAAAAUUUAAGUUACAAGAAUUAACUUUACUGCAAAUAAGAGAAAUGGAAAGUGUUACAUCACUCUGUACCUUCCAAGACAUAUAUUUCAGCUUUGUAAAAUCUGCCUCAAGAGACAAUGAUGCAAUAGGAUCCCAUGUACACAUUACAGACAUGUCUGGAGUCCUGGGAUAGAGUUAUGGCUAUACAAUACAGUUGAAAAAUGGAAACUACAUGUACUGUCAUGUAGACACGAGGCAAUUAAAGAGACAUAAUAGCAAAA